UGAUUUGUGUUUGCAGUGUUAUAAAGCAGAGUGACAGCUCCUGCAAGCAGCCUGGAAUCCUGUCUGGAGAGGCUCAGGUUGGAGCCUGAAGGACCCAGCCGGGUGGUCCCCAUCUACUGGGGGUCCCCUCACUGCCUGUGAGACCCUGGGAGGAGGAAGCAUCAAGCCAGGGAGCAGAGCAGGACCCUGGGCACGGGGGAGGCACAGCACCAGGCCAGGCUGGAGGGUGCCCGGGUUAACAUGACCGAGGUGGAACCCGUGCUGGACUUCGCAUCCUCCGGGAGGACGGGCAGGCGCAAUGCCCUACCCGACAUCCUGGGCUCUCCGGCCGGUGUCAGCCCCGCUGACCUGCCCCUCAAGCUGGCAGAGAUGUCCCUGAGUGCAGGCAGCGCUCAGGAGAUGCAGUCACCCUCGGCGGAGGUGCCCCCUCCGCAGCCCCCCAGCCCCGAGCUGAAGGACACGUCCUAACCCCGCUCCAGGGGGGGCAUUGCUGACCAGCGGAGGAGGGAGGAGGCUGUGGAGCAUCAGCCCGGCUUCCCUGGCACGGCCGGAGUCCGCUGGGUUCUCCUCGGUGCUGCCAUCGGGCAUCAUCCCCCCGCCAUGGGGCGAGCAUCGCACGGGGACCUGCCGGGAUGAUUCCCACCCGGGGCGAGGACUCGAGGGAGGAAUGUGUUUGUCCUGGGAUGCUGGGCAGAGCCGAGCACAGGGGGGCUCUCCGGGGGGGCUCCUGCUGGCCGCAGGAGCAGCCUGUGGUGUUCCUAGCUGAGUGUGGUGUUCACUGUGAUGUUUUGGGUACCA
Neopsephotus bourkii (Bourke's parrot) is the source of this 798-nucleotide messenger RNA. RefSeq names its product cAMP-dependent protein kinase inhibitor beta-like. The transcript has 4 exons. NCBI's taxonomy places the organism in Eukaryota, Metazoa, Chordata, Aves, Psittaciformes, Psittacidae. Bases 241 to 468 code for a protein of 75 amino acids. Gene Ontology annotation, molecular function: cAMP-dependent protein kinase inhibitor activity. Gene Ontology annotation, cellular component: nucleus; cytoplasm. The record is from RefSeq and is a predicted model, not a curated record. Gene Ontology annotation, biological process: negative regulation of cAMP-dependent protein kinase activity.